ACCGCUUGCAAUCAAAAAUAAAUGCAAAACCAGCUGUUACGGGUCCUUUCUAUCACAGUGGAAACAGUUGCUCGUAGUCUCUUGGAACUGAGGCACUUGCACAUUUGGAAUAUGGAAGACGGUAUGAAAGUCCUCAAACAAGAGGUGAAGCAUGAUCAAAAAAUCAAAUCUCGUCAAAACUCAAGAGCUAUCGAUGCAUCUAAAAUGAGUUUUGCCUUGGCUAGAACUAUUUACAAGCUGAGCUAUAACUUUCCAUGUACAAUUGCACAUCAAAAGUCUCUGCCAGCUCAGGAGAAGUUCUCAUCACGAAGGUACAUUCACCUUAUUCAUCAGCCACGGAAGUGUUGAAAUGUUAUUACUUGCCAAGUGUAUAUCCAGCAGCAGCCACUAAAAAGAUUGAAGAAAACAAGAUUAAAACUUCAGCAACUACAGAUCUAGAGCUUUGUAUCUUUGUAAAAGUUGUUUCAGUGCAUUCGGAUGUUUCAUAACAUAUUGGCUCAAACUGCAUACCAUGAAGUGACCUAAUUAAUUCCUCUGGUGAUUUAAUUGUAGAAAUUUGAAUUAAUUUUGUGGCUGUCUUUCAAACUAAAUGAUUAACUUCAAGACA
Molecule: messenger RNA, 607 nt
Organism: Hypanus sabinus (Atlantic stingray)
Lineage: Eukaryota; Metazoa; Chordata; Chondrichthyes; Myliobatiformes; Dasyatidae
Product: death-associated protein-like 1
Exons: 4
Coding region: 22-348 (108 amino acids)
Source: RefSeq, a predicted model, not a curated record